Molecule: messenger RNA, 1654 nt
Organism: Scylla paramamosain (green mud crab)
Lineage: Eukaryota; Metazoa; Arthropoda; Malacostraca; Decapoda; Portunidae
Product: trypsin-1-like
Exons: 1
Coding region: 454-1566 (370 amino acids)
Biological process (GO): proteolysis
Molecular function (GO): serine-type endopeptidase activity
Source: RefSeq, a predicted model, not a curated record
AUAUUUUUCCCCAGACACAUGGACAACUUAAAGAAAAGAUUGGAAAUAUGCUAAAAAGGUAAUAAACCUAUGUGUAUGAAAUGAAUUAGAAAGCUUGUACCUGCUAGGAGUAAUACAAUGCUGUAACUAAGUUCAGGAAGACUCAAGCUCCAAAACAUUUUAAAUUUAGGUUCUGUCCAACGUCAUUCAGUUCUGCAUCCUUUAUGGCCCUCCAGAGGUAGUUUAUGAACGAGAGUCAAGUACUUUUUUGGCAUAUUUCCAUCUGGGCAUUCUUUAUCGAGUCCUUAGCCUUCUCUUCCUCCUCUGUCUCAUUAAAUUUUCUUCUCUGUCAAUCACGGCCAUCGCCACAAGUAGCUCGGGGAAUCGUAUGUUGAGGGAUCUUGAUGAGAGAAAAAAAUAAGUUCGAUAGAUCUAUAUUAUAGUACAGGACCCCGAUUAUAGUACAGGACCCCGAUGUACUGUUCUACAUUCGAUGUUCAGGCAUCGCAAAAAUGUAAGAAGGACAGGCUGACGGUGAUGCAAGGAAAGAAGGAGUUGAAGCGCUUUUGUGGCGAAGGUCGCAAAAGUUUCACUUCUGAUUCCAGCGAGCUGGAGAUCGUAUUCAAGAGCAAUCGGUGGGUGUCCAAGAAUGGCUUUGAGUGUACUGUUCGGAAGGUGAGUCAAGACACCUCUGAAGGAUCCUGGACUAACACCCAGUCUACCAACACCUACAACCCCACGACCACGGCCAAGCCCACGAACAAGCCCGAAACCACCAAGGCCCCCACUCAGCCUACUGGCGACGGGAAAUGUGAGUGUGGAGUGCCCAACCUAAACCGCAUUGUGGGAGGUAACACCGUGAACCCUGCACACAAGUAUCCGUGGCAUGUGGGCCUCAAGAAGAGAAACCAUUUGUCAUACUGGUGCGGCGGAACCAUCAUCAAUAACAAGUACGCCCUCACUGCCGCUCACUGCUUCUUUAACAAACAAGGCGAACGAGAAUCUGACGAAGGGCUGGUGGUGGGCGUGGCUGACCAUGACAUGACGACCACAUCAGACGAUGCUUCUGGAGUGACGCGCUUGGUCAAUGUGAAAAACGAUAUUCUUCAUUCCAAAUACGAUCCUAAAGGAUACGACUAUGACAUGGCACUGCUGCAGCUGGAGGAGACACUUGACUUCAGCAAAAACAAGGAGCUUUGCGCCGUGUGUCUGCCCAAGGAUGACUCCAAGAAUUACGCAGGGAUGAAGGGCAUCGCCAGUGGUUGGGGGCGACUGGUGACAGACGGGGAUCAGCCAGACAAGCUGAAGGAGGUGGUGCUGCCCAUUCUGGACGCGAAGUGCUGGAACUACCAAAUCAGUGAGAGGAUUUUGUGUGCCGCUGACCAGGAGGGCAAAAAGGAUACAUGCCAAGGGGACUCCGGCGGACCGCUCUACGUGCAGGAAAGCUCCAAGUUCGUUCAGGUCGGUGUAACCUCCAUCGGCUUCGGUAAUUGCGCCGAGAAAGGCAAGCCCGGAGCCUACGCCAGGGUGUCCAAAUUCCUUGACUGGAUAAAGGAAAACACUGCUGAUGGCACUUACUGUCAGUAGUGGAUUUGGCUCCGCCCAUUCCCGCUACUCCAUUUCCUACCUAGUAUGCACAACAUGCCUACGGCUUUUUCACUUUUUAAGAGAUGAA